UUUGUUCAGCGCGAAAGUGUCCGCGCGAGAGCGCGCACAUACAAAGGUAGUCAACUCAAGGUAAACAAUACCUUUAUUCAUUAAAGGUGUCAGCAGCAAUACACCGCUAUUAAGCAGGUCAUCUUACAUUUAUGUGUGUACACGUGUACUAGAUAGUAUUUGCAAAGAGCGUAGCUAGCGAGCUGUAAGGAUCAUGGAAAAUUAGUCAUGCUUGAAAUAGCUGUCGUGGCGACACGCCCGCAAAUUUGCAGAUUUGGCGAGACAGGUAGACACAGACAUAUCUAGAUUGAGAUUGACGCGCGCCAACGACAUUGGUAAUUAUGAAGAUUCCUAGAUACGGGAGUUUACUACCGGUGAGUGACGAGAACUCUCCUGACUACCUGUGUGCACACACGAAACUCGCUAUAAAAGCUGAGCACCUGAGGUAGGGAGUAGCAUUCGCAAACGAAUAGUUGCAAAACAAACAACUGCUGGAGCAGAAAUCGAACUCAAAAAGUGUGAGAAUUAUUUACGCAAAAAAUUCACCACGCAAUGGCUACACAUAAAAACGCUAGUUAUUUCUCCAUACCCGUUUUUGAUUCUACAUCGGAAUUUCGUGUCAACACAUCGCACUUCUCCCAAGAAGAUCUCCUGUUGUUCAUUGAAAACUUGGAAAUCAUACAAAAUCUGAAACGUGAAAAACAUGAGCGUCGUCAGCGGCGCAAGGAGCAAAUACGUGAAACGCGUGCGCUGCUACACGCUCAAUUUCAGCCGCCGACAUCGGUAACCGCAGUGGGUUGUGCGCCCAGCCCUACAUCAUCGCUUAUAGAGGAACUACAGGAGUUGCAUUUUAACGAAGAAACAGCACAAACGAAAUCCGAAACUCAAACAGUUACCGCGAAUCAUACCAACCAGCCGAAACCAAAGCGUCCCAUUUCACAACGUCGUUCUUCCGAUGAAGAUGAGACCUACUUCAGUGAUGCUAGCACUAGCCCACGUUCCACGCCGAAUGGCCAAUCGAAGAAACCACGGCUGCUGUUUACAACACCAACAAAAUCAUCGAAAGUCAACUCUGGUUCUGAUUCCGAAGAAUCUGGCGUAUUUCCGCUGCCCGAGGUUCUUACGACACCGCCACCAAAACCAAUGCGUUACCGCGCAAAACCGAUCUUCGAGAAGCCGAAGCGUUCAGCACGUUCACGCAUACUCGCUUUGAUAUUGAGACGCGAAUUGACGCAUGACAAGCCAAAAGAGAGUGAGGAGCAGUUGAGCGGGUUUAUCAAGAAAGCUACCUCAAAUCUCAACGUAAGCAAGGAUCAAUCUGAGGAACGUGACUUACACGAAGUCAUCAAGCAGAAAUAUAAACGUUUUGCAGGUCGUUAUAUCAGAAAGAAGUUGAAGAAUGUCAUUGAGGAGGAGGUGAAGGCAAAGGAUAUGGAAAUUUUGGACAAAGCAUUGCGCUACAUGACUUUGUAAGAGGUUUAGCGUGGAAGCAUACGUUUAUAGGUGAGCGAUUCCAAAGAAAUCUCUAAGAGAUUACACAUGUAAAUAACGAGAACCGGUUGAUGAUUUAAAAUAUUUGGCAUUAAAAUGUAUGACUGAAAUCUUAAGUAAAAGUAUUCAGAAAUAUACGCAGAAGAGGCAGCGCCAAAUUAUGAAAACAAAACUACUUAUUUUAUUGUAAGACUAGUUUUAAGCACUAAAUUGAUUAUAAUAAAAAUUGAUUUUAAAUAGUAGUUUGUAAGUAUGUAUAUAUUUUUAUAUAUC
Messenger RNA from Rhagoletis zephyria (snowberry fruit fly), 1743 nucleotides. RefSeq names its product disrupted underground network (gene dunk). NCBI's taxonomy places the organism in Eukaryota, Metazoa, Arthropoda, Insecta, Diptera, Tephritidae. The record is from RefSeq and is a predicted model, not a curated record.